This is a messenger RNA of Acanthocheilonema viteae, 302 nucleotides long. The record is from the annotation of a GenBank genome assembly. NCBI's taxonomy places the organism in Eukaryota, Metazoa, Nematoda, Chromadorea, Rhabditida, Onchocercidae.
AUGUGCCUAACACAUUGGACAAGUUCAACAUAUCCUGAUUUACGUGGUCCAACUGUAUCAAAAUGUGCUGUUAACCUUUCACCCGAUGAACAAUACUAUAUUUGUGAUCCCGAUCAUGUCCUUAAUACUUCUGAAGCACGAUUCUUAAAUGAACAACUUUAUAAUUUAACAAUUGAUACGCCAUGUCAUUGUCAACGACGUUCACAAUGUGCUACGGGUGAAGAUAUAAAUAGUCCAUUUCAUGGAUUUGUUGUAUCAGUUGCAUUGGUCAACAAUUUACAAAUGACCAUUCAUAGUCCAUC